Messenger RNA from Colletes gigas, 1328 nucleotides. Its product is annotated as odorant receptor 82a-like. Lineage: Eukaryota; Metazoa; Arthropoda; Insecta; Hymenoptera; Colletidae. Gene Ontology annotation, molecular function: odorant binding; olfactory receptor activity. Gene Ontology annotation, cellular component: plasma membrane. Bases 1 to 1248 code for a protein of 415 amino acids. The transcript is spliced from 5 exons. The record is from RefSeq and is a predicted model, not a curated record. Gene Ontology annotation, biological process: detection of chemical stimulus involved in sensory perception of smell; sensory perception of smell.
AUGAACGCGCAUGUCGAUUACCUGGGAAUGGUUUCCUCCGAUCUCUUCGAGCAUCCCUCGAAGAUGAAGAAGAAUAAAGACUUCGAAUACGCGAUGGUUCCGUUGAGAAUUCUUUCGUGGCCAUUGGGCACCUGGCCGCUUCAGAAGUACAACAUAUAUUCGGCUUUUAGAACCAUCGCCAGCAUUAUAUUCUUGAUGAUAAUGUUAACGAUUGUACACAUGGAAGUGUAUUUGGACUUGACGGACGCCGAGAAGAACCUGGACGCCUUAGUGCUGAUCGGUUGUGGGAUCCUGGCGGUGUCGAAGGUGCUCAAGUUCCGGUUCUGUCCGGAAGCGUUGAUCAGCAACUUUUGUUCGGCGAUGAAGGACUACGAGGAUCUAGGCGGAGUUGAGAAACGAGCGAUCGUGCGACAUCACGCUUACUUGGGCCGUAUGGCGUGCAUGGGUGUCGUGUGUUUCUCGUGCAUGACUUCGUCUCUUUUCACGAUCGUGUCGAUAUUAGCUGGAAUGGAGGAUACCGCGAUCGAAGACGUUAACAUUACGCAAAAGGAAUCAAUAGACUAUCCGAUCCCCUCCGAAUUGACUUUGGAGAUUCUACGAGUGCCUGAGAAUUAUUAUCUGGUGAUUUUCGUCGUGGAGUACGCGAUGCUGCUGGUCACGGGGGCUGGAAAUCUCGGCAGCGAUGGAUUGUUCUUUGGUAUCACUUUUCAUUUAUGCGGUCAGGCGGAGGUGUUGAAGUUCGAGUUCAGGAAAUUCGUCGACGAAAAUGAGAAUACCGCGAACCGUUUUAGCGUGCUAGCAAAGAGGCACAAACAUUUAUUGACAAUGGCUGAAAAGCUCAACGACAUAAUCUGCACCAUUUUAAGCAUACAACUGUUCACGAGUUGCUUGCUUAUUUGCACCACUGGAUUUCAAUUUAUACUGUCUCUGAACGUCCGCAACAUGGUGAUGGUGAUGAAAACGUUCAUAGUAAUGGGUGCAGUGUUGAUGCAAUUGUUCGCGUACAGUUACGUGGGGGAGUACUUGAAGAAUCAAAUGGAAGAAAUUGGAUACGCGGCUUAUUGCAGCAGCUGGUACAACAUACCGAGCUAUGUGUCGAGGGACAUCGUUUUCGUGUUGAGGAGAACUCAUGACCCUGUGUGCCUGAGGGCCCAACAAUUCUUCAUCAUCAGUAUGCAGACUUACAUGAGUAUCGUGAGAACCUCGAUGUCGUAUCUUUCGGUUCUACGACUUAUGAUUACGACUUAAAACACACUUUUAUAAGAGACGUAGUUUCUGUCACGGGAAGUUCUAAAAUGUCUCAAAUAGUUCAAAUUUAUAUACUAUGU